This is a messenger RNA of Aspergillus wentii DTO 134E9, 432 nucleotides long. Its product is annotated as GFA family protein. Gene Ontology annotation, molecular function: carbon-sulfur lyase activity. The coding region runs from base 1 to 432 and encodes 143 amino acids. The record is from RefSeq and is a predicted model, not a curated record. Lineage: Eukaryota; Fungi; Ascomycota; Eurotiomycetes; Eurotiales; Aspergillaceae. The transcript has 2 exons.
AUGACGUGGACCGGCUCGUGCAUGUGCUCCAACAUUAAAUACAAAGUCGAUCUUCCCGCCGACAUAGAGCCCCCAAAGCUCACCCUCUGCCACUGCACAACCUGCAAACACUACACGGGCUCCGCCUUCUCCGCCAACUUCUGCGUCCCGAAAGACAAACACUCCUUCACACAGGGCACCCCCAAGGUCUACUACGGCGACACCGACCACGGGCGCAAAAUCAAGCGCCAAUUCUGCGGCGACUGCGGCUCGCCUCUCACGUCUGAGCCGGGGCACUUGGUAGGCAAGAUCCUGGUCAAGGCGGGCACGUUGGACGCGGACCACAAGUUGCGGAUUGGGGGGGUGGGACAUGAGAUUUAUCAUCAUCGGAAGGAUAGAUGGGUGCAUGAUGUUGGGUGUGACCAUGUGACUAGAGUGGAUGGGGAGAUUUAG